This is a messenger RNA of Linum tenue, 867 nucleotides long. The record is from the annotation of a GenBank genome assembly. NCBI's taxonomy places the organism in Eukaryota, Viridiplantae, Streptophyta, Magnoliopsida, Malpighiales, Linaceae.
AUGGCUCGCUCUUCUUCACUUGUGCUGCUUCUUGCCGUCUCUUGCGUGCUUGUGGCUUCUUCAUCAGCUGCCAACUUCUACCAGGACUUUGAUGUCACAUGGGGAGACGGCAGAGGCAAGAUCCUCAACAAUGGCGAUCUCCUCACUCUCUCCCUUGACAAGUCCUCAGGCUCGGGAUUCCAGUCCAAGAACGAGUAUUUGUUCGGCAAGAUUGACAUGCAGCUCAAGCUCGUCCCUGGCAACUCUGCUGGAACUGUCACUGCGUACUAUCUAUCCUCGAAAGGAGCGAACUGGGAUGAAAUCGAUUUCGAGUUCCUGGGGAAUUUGAGCGGUGAUCCAUACAUCCUCCACACCAACGUGUUCAGCCAGGGGAAAGGAAACAGAGAGCAGCAGUUUCACUUGUGGUUCGACCCGACUGCCGAUUUCCACACUUACUCCAUCCUCUGGAACCCACAGCGCAUCAUAUUCUCAGUGGAUGGCACCCCAAUCAGAGAGUUCAAGAACGCGGAGAGCAACGGCGUCCCGUUCCCAAAGAAUCAGCCGAUGAGGAUCUACUCCAGCCUGUGGAACGCUGACGACUGGGCUACGAGGGGCGGGCUGGUGAAGACGGAUUGGUCGAAUGCUCCGUUCACAGCUUCCUACCGCAACUUCAAUGCCAAUGCCUGCGUGUGGACCAACGGCAAGUCUUCUUGCUCGGGAACAGCAUCAACUCCGGAUUCCUCUUCCGCCGAGUGGUUGUCGGAGGAGCUGGACAGCACGAGCCAGGAGAGGCUGAAAUGGGCGCAGAAGAACUACAUGAUCUACAAUUACUGCGCUGAUAACAAGAGAUUCCCGCAGGGGCUUCCCCAGGAAUGCAACCUCUCUUAA